AUGCUUGAAAAUUCGGGAGUCAAUAAAAGUAGAAAAAUACUUAAAAAUGUAGUUUACGUUAGAAUUACUGAUUUGGGUGUGUCUAGAUACAUAGCCAUGAUAAUGCUCAAGAUAAAGAACGGUGAAGUGUAGAUAGAAUCAUACAUUUUUGCGUUGAUUACUUUGUAAACCUUUAUUACUUAUGUAUAAAAUAAUAAAUUGAAUUUGUAGCGAUCUUAAGAUAAAUCUGAUUCUAGAUACAUAUCUAUUUAAAUUAAGAAAAUAAGGAGUUAAUCGAAUAGAACCCUCUGUUUUUUAGAAGAAACUCAAUGGAGAGUAUUAAUUUACUAAUAUGAUGCAUAAUUUAAUGGAUGUGAUCUUAAUAACUUUACUUAUACAAGCGAGCCAAUCAAAUAACAACUUAAUUAUAUUAAUUAUUGA
Paramecium tetraurelia is the source of this 420-nucleotide messenger RNA. RefSeq lists its product as uncharacterized. NCBI's taxonomy places the organism in Eukaryota, Ciliophora, Oligohymenophorea, Peniculida, Parameciidae. The record is from RefSeq and is a predicted model, not a curated record. The transcript is spliced from 2 exons.